Entrophospora candida is the source of this 4929-nucleotide messenger RNA. NCBI's taxonomy places the organism in Eukaryota, Fungi, Glomeromycota, Glomeromycetes, Entrophosporales, Entrophosporaceae. The record is from the annotation of a GenBank genome assembly.
AUGGCAAACGAGAUUCCAAUAUUAUUACAAGAGCAUUGUCAGCUUCAAGAACUCGGUGUCAAUCCAACCAAUAUAUCAUUUAGUUGGUUAACAAUGGAGUCUGAUCGUUUUAUAACUAUACGUGAAUCAACUGGCGCUAAAAACCAAGUUGCAAUUAUUGAUCUAAACGACACCCAGAAUAUUUUGAGAAGACCAAUCGCUGCCGACUCUGCUAUAAUGCAUCCUAAAACGAAAAUCCUUGCUUUGAAAGCCCAACGGUCAUUGCAAAUAUUUAAUCUUGAGGCUAAGGCUAAAAUAAAAUCUCAUGUAAUGGAUGAAGAUGUUGCCUUUUGGAAAUGGGUUAAUGACAAAACUAUCGGGCUUGUUACGGCAAAAUCAGUUUAUCAUUGGACAUUAGAAGAUGCCGAUUCUUCCACCUCCACAUCUCCAGUUAAAGUUUUCGAUCGACAUGUGAAUCUUAAUGAUACGCAAAUUAUCAAUUAUCGUGUAAAUUCAGAUGAAAAAUGGAUGGUUCUGAUUGGAAUUAAAGCUGAAGGGACUGUUGUUGGUUAUAUUCAAUUAUAUUCUAGAGAUCGUCAAGUUAGUCAAUCUUUUGAAGGUCAUGCAGCUGCUUUUACAUCUAUGAAAUUGUCAAAUGGUAAAUCGCCUACAAGUUUGUUUACCUUUUCUGUUCGUAGUUCUCAAGGAGCAAAGUUACAUAUAGCGGAAAUUGAUCACAAAGAAGAAAAUCCCGUAUUUCAAAGAAAAUCUGUUGAUAUUUAUUUUCCUGCUGAGGCUGACAAUGAUUUUCCUGUUUCCAUGCAAAUCAGUAAAAAACAUGGAAUUAUAUUUUUAAUCACAAAAUUAGGUUACAUUCAUCUUUAUGAUUUGGAAACGGGUAGUCGUCUUUUUAUGAAUAGAAUAAGUGCUGAAACAAUUUUUGUCACUGCGGAACACGAGUCUACCAAUGGUAUUAUUGGAGUCAAUAGGAAAGGCCAAGUUUUAUCUGUGUCUGUUGAUGAAACAAAAAUUAUCCCUUAUAUUAAAGACCUAUAUAAAGAUAAACCUGACUUAGUUAUCAGCAUAGCUACAAGGUGCAAUUUGAAUGGUGCUGAAGAUUUAAUUUUACGAAAGUUUACUAAUUUAUAUUCAGCAGGAGAUUACACUGAAGCCGCAAUACUUGCUGCUAAUUCGCCAAAUGGGUUUCUUCGUACACAAAGAACAAUUGAUCUUCUAAAAGUUAUUGUUAAUGUUCCUCCUGGCGAUGUAUUACCAUUUGAACAAUAUUUUACUAUUUUGUUAGAGAAAGGCAAUCUCAAUAAACAAGAAUCACUAGAGUUGGCACGACCUGUUAUGACUCAAAACAAAAAAGAAUUAUUAGAGAAAUGGUUGAGAGAGGAUAAGAUUCAUUGUAGUGAAGAACUUGGUGAUUAUGUGAGACCAUUUGAUUUAACAUUGGCACUAUCUAUUUAUCUUCGUGCCAACGCUCCUAUUAAGGUCAUUGAAUGUUUUAUUGAGAAAGGCGAAUUUUCAAAAAUAACUGUUUACGCAAAAAAAGUUGGAUUCCAGCCAGAUUAUUCUUCCCUUUUACAAAAAGUCAUGAGAAGUAAUCCUGACAAAGGUGCAGAACUUGCUACCGCAUUGGCAAAUGAUGAAGGAGGACCUUUGGUUGAUAUUGAAAAAAUUGUUGAUGUAUUUAUGUCACAAAAUAUGAUUCAACAAGCAACAUCAUUUCUUCUUGACGCUUUAAAAGACAAUAAACCAGAACAUGGGCAUCUUCAAACACGUUUACUUGAAAUGAAUUUAUUGCAUGCUCCUCAAGUGGCAGAUGCUAUUCUUGGCAAUAAUAUGUUUACUCAUUAUGACAAACCUACAAUUGCGCAAUUAUGUGAAAAAUCUGGAUUACUUCAAAAGGCCUUAGAACAUUAUGAUGAUAUCAAUGAUAUUAAACGUAUAAUUAUACAUGCUCAUACUUUACCCUCUGAUUUUGUUGUCAGUUAUUUUGGAAAUCUUUCAGUUGAAAAUUCACUUGAAUGUUUAAAAGAAAUGCUCAAAGCCAAUAUUAGACAGAAUUUACAAGUAGUAAUACAAAUUGCUACAAAAUAUUCAGAACAAUUACAACCGUUAAAUUUGAUUCAAUUGUUUGAGUCUUUUAAAACUCACGAAGGCCUUUAUUAUUAUCUUGGUUCAAUUGUUAACCUUAGUACUGAUCCUGACGUACAUUUCAAAUAUAUUCAGGCAGCUGUUAAAACAGGACAGGUUAAAGAAGUUGAAAGAAUAUGUCGUGAAAGUCAAUAUUAUGACCCUGAAAAAGUCAAAAACUUUUUAAAAGAAGCUAAACUUCAAGAUCAACUUCCAUUGAUUAUUGUCUGUGAUCGAUUUGACUAUGUACAUGAUUUAGUUUUAUAUUUAUAUCAACAAAAUUUAACAAAAUACAUUGAAGUGUAUGUUCAGAAAGUUAAUUCAGCACGUACUCCAGCUGUUAUUGGUGGUUUGUUGGAUGUUGAUUGUGAUGAAAAUAUCAUUAAAAAUUUAUUGCUAUCAGUAACUGGAACCGUUCCUAUUGAUCAACUCGUUCAAGAAGUUGAAAAAAGAAAUCGUCUUAAAUUGUUGUUACCGUGGUUGGAAUUACGUGUCCAAGAAGGAAGUCAAGACCCUGAACUUUAUAAUGCUGUGGCUAAAAUUCGUAUUGAUAGCAACACUGACCCAGAAAGUUUCCUUAGAGACAAUCCAUAUUAUGAUUCGAUGGUUGUUGGAAAAUAUUGUGAAAAACGUGAUCCCCAUCUUGCUUUUAUUGCUUAUCAACGUGGACAGUGUGAUUUGGAACUUGUUAAGAUAACCAAUGAUAAUACUAUGUUUAAACAUCAAGCUCGUUAUUUGGUAAAGCGUCGCGAUCCUCAGCUUUGGGCACAUGUAUUAAAUAGUAAUAAUAUGCAUCGUAGGACUUUAAUUGAACAGGUCAAUGCUGUAGCUUUACCAGAAACUACCGAUCCAGAAGAUGUUUCUGUCACAGUGAAGGCUUUUAUGGCAGCAGAUUUACCAUUGGAGCUUAUUGGAUUAUUAGAAAAACUUAUUUUUGAAAAUACUGCAUUUAGUGACCAAAAAACUCUUCAAAAUUUACUCAUUCUUACAGCUAUUAGGGCCGAUAAAGCUAAAGUGAUGGAUUUUGUUAAUAAACUCAACAACUUUGAUGCACCCGAAGUUGCAGAUAUCGCUAUAAAAACCAAUUUAUAUGAAGAAGCGUUCGCCAUCUACAAAAAACAUAAUGAUCACGCAAAUGCUAUAAGUGUGUUGGUUGAACAUAUUGCUAGUCUUGACCGCGCAGCUGAAUUUGCUGAAAAAUGUGACACUCCCGAAGUUUGGAGUAGAUUGGCUAAAGCACAAAUUACUGGAUUAAGAAUUAAAGAUUCAAUUGAUUCUUAUAUUCGUGCUGACGACCCUAGUAACUUUUCAGAAGUUAUCAAUAUAGCAUCACGUGCUGAAAAACAUGAAGAUCUUGUAAGAUAUUUGCAAAUGUGCCGUAAGAAAUUACGUGAACCUAUAGUUGAUAAUGAACUUCUUUUUGCAUAUGCGAAAACUGAAAAAUUCCAUGAUCUCGAAGAAUUUUUGAACACACCAAAUGUUGCACAAAUUCAAAUUGUUGGUGAACGUUGCUAUGAAGAUGGUCUCUAUGAAUCAGCCAAAAUCCUAUUCCAAAGUAUUUCAAAUUGGGCAAGAUUAGCAUCUACACUUGUUCAUUUGGGUGAAUAUCAAGCAGCUGUAGACGGUGCUAGAAAAGCCAAUGUACAUGGUGCUUGUGUUCAACAUAAAGAAUUCCGUUUGGCACAUAUUUGUGGUCUUAAUCUCGUUGUUCAUGCAGAAGAAUUACAAAGUGUGACUAGAUUAUAUGAGAAUAAUGGUUAUAUAGAUGAAUUAUUAUCACUUUUAGAAGCAGGAUCUGGUCUUGAAAGAGCACACAUGGGAAUGUUUACUGAAUUGGGCAUUUUGUAUACUAAAUAUCGGCCUGAGAAAACAUAUGAGCAUUUACGAAUCUUCUGGUCACGACUUAAUAUUCCUAAAGUAAUUAGAGCUUGUGAUGAAGCUCAUCUAUGGAGUGAAUUGGUUUUCUUAUACGAACAUUAUGAUGAAUUUGAUAAUGCUUCUCUUGCAAUGAUUCAACAUGCAGCUGAUGCUUGGGAACAUUCACGCUUCAAAGACAUAAUUGUUAAAGUUAGCAAUAUUGAAAUUUACUAUAAGGCUUUGAAAUUCUAUCUUGAUGAGCAUCCUCUUUUACUUAAUGAUCUUCUUAGUGCAUUAACUCCAAGAAUUGAUCAUACAAGAGUUGUCCAAAUGUUCCAAAAAUCUGACAACAUUCCAUUGAUAAGAUCAUACUUAAUAUCAGUACAAGAAGCAAACAAUGAAUCAGUUAAUGAUGCAUAUAAUGAUAUAUUGAUUGAAGAGGAAGAUUAUAAUGCAUUGAGAGAUUCAAUUGAUAGUUUUGACAAUUUUGAUAAUAUCAAAUUAGCACAACGACUUGAAAAACAUAGUCUUCUUGAAUUCCGUAGAAUUGCAGCACAUCUCUACAAAAAGAAUAAACGUUGGUCACAAUCAAUUGCGUUGUCUAAAGAGGAUAGACUUUUCAAAGAUGCGAUUGAAACAGCCAGUGAAUCACGUUCAACUGAAGUAGCAGAAGAACUUUUAGAAUACUUUGUGCAAAUAGGAAACAAAGAAUGUUUCACUUCUUGUUUAUUUGUUUGUUAUGAUUUUGUUAGACCAGAUAUUGUAUUGGAGUUAGCAUGGAGACAUGGUCUUAAUGACUUUGCUAUGCCAUAUUUGAUCCAAGUUUUACGCGAAUUCUCUCUUAAGGUUGAUUCAUUAGAAAAGGCAAAUGCUGAAAGAUCAGCAAAAGAACAAGAGCAAACACCAAUUAUAGGUUUGGGAAAUCAACGUUUACUUACUCAAUGGACAUAA